UCCUGAAGCUCAUUUCUCUUUCAGGAGGAAGAGAUUUAAAGCUUUCUCUUGCUCUUGUCUCUUCUGUGUUUGUGUUGUCAAGUCUCAAGUGUUCUGAGAUGGCGACAUCUUCGGAUGGUUUGUUCGCUGACAUGAACUUCUUGGGAGUGAUCGGAUAUGUACUAGAGCAAACAAGAUUCAUCUUCCUCGUACCGAUUCUGAAUGUUUUGGUGAAUCUAUGUCAGGUCAUCUCUCUGUUGUUGUUUAUAGAUGCAUCUUACAUGGCUAUAGUUGUUGCCAUUGUCAAAUUACGUGGACGAACGCCUGAGAAAGUUCUCAGAUGGGAAUCUUUUAAGACCGAUGACGUCGAGCUAGCUCCUUCAAGCAAUCAUCCAAUGGUUCUCAUCCAAAUCCCAAUCUACAACGAAAAAGAGGUGUGCCAACUUUCGAUAGGAGCGGUUUGCAAGCUGUCAUGGCCAUUGGAUAGGAUGAUUGUUCAAGUGCUCGAUGACUCAACUGAUCCACACAGUAAGGAGCUGGUUAGAUUAGAGUGUAAGAAAUGGGCGAGCGAAGGUAUAAACAUAAAGUCAGAGGUUAGAGACAGUCGAAACGGGUACAAAGCAGGAGCCCUCACUGCAGGAAUGAGGCAUAGUUAUGUGGAAGGAUGCGAGUUUGUUGUUAUAUUCGAUGCAGAUUUUCAGCCUGAACCAGAUUUUCUUCAACGUACUGUUCCUUUUCUUGCACACAACUCUGAGAUAGCUCUUGUUCAAGCCGGCUGGAAAUACGUGAAUGCAGAUGAGUGUUGUAUGACAAGAAUACAAGAGAUGUCUCUUAACUACCAUUUUGCUGUGGAGCAAAAGUCUGGAUCCUCCAUACAUGGGUUCUUUGGAUUCAAUGGUACUGCUGGGGUUUGGAGAAUCUCAGCUUUGAAUGAGGCUGGUGGAUGGCAGGACCGCACGAUCGUUGAGGAUAUGGAUUUAGCAGUAAGGGCUUACUUAAACGGCUGGAAGUUUGUGUUUGUCGACAACAUUAAGGUGAGCAACGAGCUGCCAAGCUCAUUUAGAGCAUAUCGGUAUCAACAGCAUCGUUGGUCUUGUGGUCCAGCGAACCUCUUCAAGAAAAUGGCCAUGGAGAUUAUCCAAAAGGAGAAUGUGUCUUUAUGGAAGAAGGCUUAUUUGAUAUACAACUUCUUCUUUGUAAGGAAGAUUGUUGUACACAUCUUCACAUUCGUCUUCUACUGUCUGAUCUUGCCUGCUACCGUUAUAUUUCCUGAAAUAGAAGUCCCUAAGUGGACAACCAUCUACAUUCCAGCAACCAUCACUAUCCUCAACGCUAUUGCAACACCAAAAUCAUUCUACCUCAUACUGUAUUGGAUCUUGUUUGAGAAUGUAAUGGCGAUGCAUAGAAGUAAAGGAACUCUCAUUGGAUUGCUAGAGACUAGUAGAGUUAAAGAAUGGGUUGUGACACAGAAGCUAGGAGAGUAUAACACUCUCAGAGAAAACCUACUUACUCACUACAGCUUCCCCGAAAGACUCAGAUGGCGAGAGAUAAUGGUUGGGAUGUAUCUAUUCAUAUGUGGAUACUAUGACUUUGUGUUUGGGAAGACAUACCUUUAUGUAUACCUUUUCUUGCAGUCCACUGCUUUCUUUAUUGUUGGAGUGGGAUAUAUUGGUAUGUCGGUUCCGAGUUGAUCAUCACUGACACGUUCUAACUUCUUCUCUUCUACUACACAUUCAUUCUUACAAAAGGGUCGAUUGUAUAGAGAUUUAAA
Molecule: messenger RNA, 1750 nt
Organism: Brassica oleracea var. oleracea
Lineage: Eukaryota; Viridiplantae; Streptophyta; Magnoliopsida; Brassicales; Brassicaceae
Product: probable mannan synthase 14
Exons: 8
Coding region: 99-1670 (523 amino acids)
Cellular component (GO): Golgi apparatus
Molecular function (GO): mannan synthase activity
Source: RefSeq, a predicted model, not a curated record